AUGGGCAACAAAAAGUCCAGCCAAGCGAAAGACGAUCUGCCACCUCCGCUGCCACCACGGAACUUCUCCGAUUCUGACGAUUGCAGCUCCUGCGAUGGAUACGAGCGGUUAAAGCCGUUGCGCCCACCCGGUGCCCCAAUUCUUCCGAGACGCCGGAACAAAUCGCAACUUCCGCUCGCACCGUGGUGUGAAGAUGGGCUAACGUACUACGAGAGUGUGCACCCGAAUCGCCCACCAGUCCCUGGUAGACCUUCAUCACCGGGUCAACCACUCCGGUUCGAAACUGGCCGCAAUCGAUGUGCACGGUUCAAUCAGGACGAUGAUUUUGACUGUCUGGUGGUGUUUAUUGAGGACCAUCAAACCGCCGAUUGGCUGCGCGAGCUCGACGAAAACGAUGAGAUCGUCGCUACUAGAGUCCUGACCGGCCCGAGGAUCGUUAUCCUGCAUCGCCACAAUGGUGACUUCGGAUUCACGCUGCGCCACUUCAUCGUCUAUCCACCGGAUUCGAUCAUGGAAAACGCCCCGUUCCCGUUGGCCGCGGUUGGAGUGCUGAACUUUGCGCAACCGAUGGACACGGUGUUCGUGAAGAAGGUGCAUCCCAGCACGCCAGCUCACAUGGCUGGGCUGCAGGAAGGUGAUCGACUGUUGGCCGUCAACGGCGUCCCAGUCACCUCAAUACCAUACUCGCAAGUCGUCGCCACCAUCCAGCAGACACCGAAGACACUCACACUGCAGGUGGUGCCGAAAAACUACGACAUCCUGCAAACGUUCUUCAGCGAAACCGCACACAACCCGGAAACAAACCAGCGUCCUCAACCGCAGCAGCAGUUGGUUCCGGUACAGCAGAUGCUGCCAUCAAAGGCAAGUGGGGCGUUUUCCAAACCGAGACGUCCACCACCACCACCACCACCAACAGCCCAUCCACUCUCGCUGGAGGGUGUGCAAGAGAAGCAAGAGUCGCUGUACAGCACGCUGCAGGAGAUCGCGGCAGAUAACGUAACACCAAGCUCAGCUGGUAAAGGAGCGCUAAAGCACGCCACCGAGUUGCCGAAGAUGUUAGCUCUAACUGCAACACCUCACCUGCCGAAGCAACCAACUCUGCAGCUGCUUCCGGGUGGUGGCCCAAAAUCACCGACACUCUUCGAGUACGAUUCGCUCAAGCAGCAGCAGCAGUACGUGCACCAGCAGCAACCGCAGUACCUGCCGAAGAUGUCACUGCACGCGAAGGAACCGGAAUCGAUGGACGGUGACAGUGCCAUCAUGUCACGGUUGCGCAAGAGUCUCGAGCAGAAGGAGGAGUUUCUUCGACGUCCUGCAACGACGGGUCAGUCACCAAACACGGCCGCUGCUUCAGCUGCUGCUGCUGCGGCUGUUGCGGCCGCUGCUGCCACAGCAGCUGGCAGUGAUGUGCAGCAACGAGAGUUUUACGCUCGUCCGAACCGGUUGCAGAAGUCUGUCUGGCCACCAAACACGCUCAGCCUCUCGUUGACGUCUCCUGGUUCGAGUGGAUUCACGAUGCAGGAUUCCACUGCCGGUUCCCGAGCGACUGGUGGACCAGCAUCACCACCGAAUACUAUAUCGACCGUUUCGUCUGGCGGAUCACUGGGAAAUUCGAUCCCAUCGACGGGCUCAUCUCCAACCGCUUCGGCGUCACCGUCAGCCACGGGCGCUGUGUCGAAAGUCACCGGCGGUUCGUCGUUUGCGUCCUCAUCAUCGAUUGGCCGCGAGCACGCAUCCCAACUGUCCGCGAUAAGGGAACACUUCUUCACGGGUGGUGUCGGUGGUUCAAUGCAGAUCCCACCGAAAUCAGCACCACCAUCGCUAGCGAUCGUAGCACCGGCUACACUCACCGUACCGGCUGGACCAUCCUCACCGACUGGUGGUGCUACGGUGCCACUGUCACCUCACAGCAUGCACGCCGUCUCGGAAAAAGCGAAACUGUUCGAGUCUGGCCGGCCUCUGUCGCCUGAGGGAAUCGAUCGGAUGGAUCUGUACAAGAGCGAGUUGAGCAGGAUCAACACCAAGCAGGUGGUGCCGAAUGUGGCCGUGCGCAGGAAGGAAUUCGAACUGAAAGCCGAAAGCACAGGCUGGCGCAAGUCGAUCGAGGAAAAGCCACGCUCGGUCAGCUCCGAUUCGGAAUCGCGCCGGACGCCGGUACGUCUGCGGUCGCUUUCGGUGGAAUCGAACGUAACACGAGAUUCGCGCAACUCACUGACCAGCGGUUCAUCGAUGUUGCCGGUGGAUCCGUUCGAGACGCCCCAGGAAAAGGAUAAGGAUGCGCUGCAACCACUAGGACCACUCGGUUCCGGUCCAAAGCUUCGCCAGAAACCGAUCCGGGAUGAUUCGUACCGCUCGGUGGCGGUUCGCAAUUCGACAGCGUUCUGGGUCCAGGGAGCUCCAAUUCCAGCCGCCGGAAGUCCAGGCUCGAUCGCCGCCAUGGUUGAGCCAUCACCCGGAAGCUCGGUGGUGUCGCUCGCGUCAGAAAGCGAGUCCUUCCGGCCGGUGCCAGCCGUGCGCACCUACGCUGCCGCCCACCGGCACCAUCCCCUAUCGCCGGCCGAUUCCGAGCAGGCUAGGCUGAAGCUGCUACACCGGAACCAAACGAUCGUGGAGCUGCGGCAGUUCCUCGUCGGUGAGGGUGCUGACGGGGACAUUGGCGAGGGUGGUGGUGGUGCUGGGGACAUCGAGAUGUUCCACCGGCCACCACUGACAUCGCCACCACCCGCACCACUCUCGCCACUGGCGAUGGAAACGUCCGUAUCUUCCACGUCGUCCGUGCCGCUGAUGCAUCUUGGCAUUGGCCAUGAGCAGACGGCGUUGGGGUCCGGUGUGGUGGCGCCUUUCCGAGGUGGGGCUGGGCCUACUCCGGUGCGCCCUACAACCCUCAACCUCUGCACAGAUGGUUCGGUACCACCGGUCGUGAUGCGCCAGAAGCAGCCCCAUCCGCUGCUGCUCGAGGAAGAUGAACGCAAGAUGCGCAGGAUCUCGUACCUGCGCGCAACAGCACACGACAACCUGUUCCAGAUGCUGGAAAGUGACGCUGAUAGCAGCCCGAUGUCGCUGCCGGCAGCUGAUACACCCGAUGCGGACCAAGAGUCAGCUUCCGGUGAGCCAUCGACCAACGCAACGAUUGCAACCCAACAUCCGGCAGCUGAGGACGUCCCAUCGAUGACCAAAAUGCAGCCUCAGCAGCUCAAGAGUGCCUACCGCCCCUGGCGCCGUCCUCGUCUCACCACCGACAUUCAGCCACUCCGGCGGCUCUUCGAUCCGGAAUCAGAACCACCUUCCGGUGCGCGGCUUCUUCCACCGAUCCUUGAAUCCGAGUGCUCAGGUGAACCCGGACCCACCAAGCGUUCCCGUGCUCGCCCCGACACCCCUCGCCCGACCGGUGCCCCCCCAAUUCCUGACCACCCCCAGCCCGACGAGGACGACGAUGACGACGACGAGGACGAAGAGGAUUGUGAGCAGUACGGUGAGGUUAUCGGACCGGUGGAACGGCGCGGUGCCGCAAGGGCGAAGGGCCGAUCGGCGUCCCUCGUCACCACGACACCGGUCGGUGGUGGGCGGUUGUUCGGGGCGGCCGGAAGUCUUGGCCAUUUGCACGUCAUCACCACAACGACGGCAGGUGGUGUCGUCACGCGCAACUACUUCUUCGCUCAGAGUCACGGGACCAAAUCGAAAGCACUCGCACACUUCCGGGACGGAGCAGCCGACAGCUCGGAGCCGCUGGUACGUGAAGGCGAACUACACGUCAAGGUGACGCUGAUCGAUGGCAAACGCUCAGCCGAUCGCAGUUGGCGCACGGUCCAUGCCGAGCUUCGUGGCCAUCACCUCAAGCUAGCCCUGGUCCGUGAGGGCAAAAACUCGAACCAGAGCCCGGAACCGUGCGGCAACAUCGAUCUGGCGAACUUCCACGUAACGGAAGGCAACUACACGAAGCGGAAGAAUGUGUUCAAGCUGACGACGGCCUCCGUGGGUUCGUAUUGCCCAAUAGAGGUGGCCACGGCGGCCGGUUUUGGCCAUGCAGAGGUUCACCGGACGCAAUCCGCCACGGGGUUGGCCAGUGUGAGCGGUGUUGGUGGCAGUGGAGGCGUUGCAGGUGGCAUCACGCGUGGAGCGGCAAAUCGCAGCGCGUCCACGGUUGGGCUGCCGGGGUCUGAGCGUGAACUGCUGCUGCAGGCAGAUAGCCACAGCGAUAUGCAGCAGUGGAUGGAAUCGCUGCGAAGUGUCUGCGGUGGAGGUAGUACUGGUCAGCUGCACAGCCCUGUAUACCUGAGCGGGCGUGGUGGUCAGCAGGCGGAACCACAACGGAUUGCGGCCCAAACCAGCGUACAGGUGCACGGUAGCAGCAACAGUGGCGACGACUUCUCACCGGUGUUACCUGCGAAAUCCCACCGGAAGUACGCACUUGGAUCACGCUCUCCAUCCGGUCAAUCGCCAGUCACGAAGAGUCGGAAAACACCCCAAACUGGAUGUAGUUCGCCCACUGGCAGCACGGAUGCGUCGAUCGGUGCCAUCACGACGGCUUCCAAUCAACCUCAAAGUCAGUACCAUCAACCACCCCAUCUAACUCUGCAACAACAGCAGCAACAACAGCAGCACUUCAGCGGCACGAAGGAUAGCUCAGAUCGCGAGACAGGUUCACCUAAAUCCAAGACCUGGAAGGGUAUUGUAGCACGGCAGUUCCGCAAGAUGCAGGGACAACCGCCCGGUUCGGCAACUGGAACAGAGAUGCUCACACUUCCGGAUGGUGCCUCGAUCAACGUGCCACUACAGCACUGCCCGGUGUCGGAUGAGAACCCUUACGUGCCUCUUGUGCUAGCUAAGUGUACCGGCAUCGUGGAAUCAAAAGGUCUUGGUGUGGUAGGGAUCUAUCGCAUCCCAGGUAACACUGCCGCCAUCACACAGCUGACGGAGAUCAUCAACCGUGGGUUGGACGAAACGGCUCUACGUGAUCCGCGCUGGGAAGAUGUCAACGUGGUGUCCUCACUGUUGAAGUCGUUCAUUCGCAACCUUCGCGAGCCACUGCUUCCGAAUGAGCUGUACGGUGGGUUUAUUAGUGCCGACAAGCUAAGUGGGCAAAGGCGAUUGCUUGAACUACGCCAACUACUUCACCGAGUGCCACCGAUGAACUACGAAACGCUGAAGCAUUUGAUGAGGCAUUUGCAUCGUGUCAGUACCCACAGCGAGGAGAAUCUGAUGGAUCCACGCAAUCUAGCGAUCGUGUUUGGGCCAUCUGUGGUCCGGUCGGCCAAUGAGUCGCUCGAAACGGCCGUCAAGGACAUGCGCCACCAGUGCCAGAUCGUUGAAGUGCUCAUCAACUACUAUCAAUACUUCUUCGAGGACGGGCUGUUGCCGAAUGUGGAUGAGAGCAAAACCGCGACCGGUACUGUCGUUGAUUCCGGCCUGGAUGUGCCCUCGACUUCGCUGCUGCUUGAUAACGUCUCCAAAAUUGAGCCGUUUAAAGAGCAGUCGAAGGAGAGCAGCUCCGGUUUUGUGGCCCACAUUGUGCAGGCCGCUAACCGUAAGAUACGACGUACGGCACAACGGAAGAGCACUAUGUCCUCGACCACUCCCGAUACGCUUUCGCUCGACAGCACCACGUCGGCGGAGUCGAAGGAACAAUCGUCGCGUGUCAUCCGGCGGUACUUGGAGCUCGGACCAAAGGGAGGACCAGUUGUUGGUGCCGGAACCAGUGUCGGUUCCGGAACCGGAGGUAGCGAUCGAACACUGGCCGUGCACGAAACCGCUGGUUCGGUCGGGACCGGAUUAAGCAGUGACCCGGCUGGUGAAGACAGCCUGUUGCAGAUGCACCACCACCAUCAUCAUCAUCACCAUUACUACCAUAGCAGCCGGCAUCAUGGCAGCCAGGGCAAUGACGAAGGCUCAUCAGUAUUAAUCCGCUCCUCCGAGGACGACUCGAAUGACAGUGCCUUCGCGGACAACGGAUCCAUGUCGCUGAAUACGGUGACCAUCGCGCUGGACAACAAGCUGCGGUCGCUGCGUGGUUCUUCCAUCGAUUCGGACCGUGACCAGGCGCUCGAGAGUGAUGGCGAGCUGAGCACGAGGUACGGUAACGGACAUCACUCGCUGCACCAGCAGUGGAGUCAUAUGGGUCGAUCGUCACGUCCGCUCACACUCGGCGAGAACAUUCCGUACGCGGAUGAGUCACCAGAGCGGCCAUUCAUUCAGAGCCGCUCGAAACCACCCCGUAGCUCGGGUUCUGGUACGAACAGUGAACGCGUCAAUGGUAACAACAAUAACUACGAAGAGACCAACGCAACACCGGCUAGUGUCGUCUCACCUGGGAAACAGCAGUUGAAGAAGGCACUGACUGGUAACUCGCAGAAAUCGAUAGAUAGCGGUGGAACAGUUAACUCGAGCACCAACAACAGCUGUCUGACGCUCGUGAAUGAAGCGGAUGCGACGCUGGAUGCAGGUGGUGCUGGUGCAGCAGGUGAACACCAUGAGGAUGAUGAGCAGCAGCAGCAGCAGCAGCAGCAGCAACAGCAGCAACCACCUCCAGUAGGCAAAGGCCGAAAUGUUUCACUCAGCUCGGAUGAAACCGAUACAUCGACGACGAGCAACCCACGCGAGAAGCUAACCGCGGCAACGUACCGCAUCGAUACGGAGGUGUUGAAGAAGAUGAACCGCAUCCUGACGCAGCUCGAGCGGAAGGCCAACAACCUCGAGCGCAAGUUCAACCUGAACCGAUCGCUUUCGCUCAACUACAAGUCACCUAAGGCGGUUGACUGUUGCUGCUCGCAUCACGGGCUACCCGUUACACACUCGUCCCAAGCACCCCUGGCACACUGUUGCCAGCAUCAGCAACAGCAGCAGCAACAACAGCUCAUCAGCAACAGCAUCAACAACAACAGCGCUAGCUGCCAUAACCACAACGGCGCUGGUGGAGGCGCGAUCGUGAGCUUACGAUCCCGUUUGUCCUUGACCAAGGACGAAAAGACGGACAAGAACAUCAACCGGCGGCGUCAGAUCCACGACACGCACACUGGCGCACCGGCUACGAGUGGCAGCUGUGCGAUGGUGCCGGGUGGCAAUGGUAACGUUAGCAAUGACAGUAGCAGCUGUGGUGAACCGUGUGGACCACAGAUCAUCCUUACACCGGCGACGGUAGCGCCCCCGACGGCAAACGCCGCAACCCGACAGCGACGGCAUGUUGGUAGUCGUUCGAUCCGACGGCGACACACCGUCGGUGGUACGCAUGAUUACUACUCGAACAAGAUCAACUCCCAGCACCAUCAACACCACCAUCAUCACCACCAACAUCAUCAUGCCGGCGGACAGGGAUGCUGUCCGGUGCCGCAGCACUAGAACCCCUUCACCGUGCAGGGGGGCGUUAGGACACUUGGGUACAAUAAUCGUUUAGGUUAGCCAUUUUUUUCUUCUUCGCCCCACUUCUAUUACACUUUAACACACUCACACCAGUGUGGGAGGUACCGUGUGCAAUUACGCGGGCACGCGCUAUGCGAUAUAAACGACACGAUCGUGCUUCCGUGCGCGACAUACGAGCGAAGUAGGGCACGUACACGAUGCAUACGACGCAACUACAUAACUAUACAUAUGCAUAUAUAUUCUUUCGAAGUAAGAACGCGCAGGAAAAAGCGUAACAUGCCCGGCCCGGCCGGUGGAAAUAAGGAGAGGAGCGUCUCUAGUUGGUUAGGUUAAAUUCGGUAAAUAGACGAGGAAUUUCACACGAAGUGGGUGAAAGUUUUUCCUCCAGUACGUGUGAACAUAUUUGGAUGAAACAUACGUACGCACGCACGCACACACACACUCAUACAUACACGCAUACAUAGAGAGAUAUUUACGGGAGAGCAAAAGCGAGCGUGGCGGAAACAAAAUUGUGAUAACUACUAAAUGCUUAAAAACGAUUGGAAAACUUUACUAAUAUUAUUAUUGCUCGAAUGUGGACGCUGUUCAGUCCCUCUGUUAUGUUUAUUAUUAUUGUGUUGCUAUUGUCUACUGCACCGCUCCACGUGUUUGAAUCCCGUCUAUGCUCCCAAUCUGUGUGUGCCUGUGAGAAUUUCUUUUUUGAUGUAUAAAAAGCCACCACUACCACUCCUGCAAGCGGCAGGAUGUGUAGUUUCGUUCGCUCCCAGCUAGUAAUCCCCAUCACCUAUAUCCUUUUCCUGCGUUUCCCUCCCUCUCCUCAUUAGUAAUUGAGUGUGCAUUAAUGAGCUAAUCGUGUGUAUGUGUGUAUUGCGUUACAUUAUCGUAUAUAUGCAAGUAUUUUUUAAUCAUAACUGUACGUGUUUAUGCGUGUUUUGUCUCGGUGUGCGCGUCGGUCGACGUCUCAAUAAAGUAAACCAUUUUGUAGCAGGAACGUGGUUAGGACGAAUAAACGUAGUAAGAAUACUUUCUCCCCUCCACUUCUCCGGGCCGGGCGCUUUCGUCGGUGUGCGAGUCUCAGCGACACUUCCGUCGUGCGGAAAGCUUUUCCCCACACGGGCGCAAGGAGUGGGUCAACGGAAAAUUCCAAGGCUCGAGGCCGUGUGCCGCGGUGGGUGAUCAACGUGUAUGUGUGUGUGUGCUAGCACGGGCCCGGUUGACGGCGCCAUUUUCGAACGAUUUUCCAGCCGCUUUUUUAGGCAGCGUUAGCGAUUAGUGCGAUUGAUUGGUAAUAGUUUAGUGAACAGCAUACAAGGAGGCACCCUCACACACAUACGUGCGCGUGUGCGUGAACGAUCGGAGAAGUGAUAUUAAUUGCUAAUAAAAAU
Molecule: messenger RNA, 8738 nt
Organism: Anopheles nili
Lineage: Eukaryota; Metazoa; Arthropoda; Insecta; Diptera; Culicidae
Gene: RhoGAP19D
Exons: 17
Coding region: 1-7332 (2443 amino acids)
Biological process (GO): signal transduction
Molecular function (GO): protein binding
Source: RefSeq, a predicted model, not a curated record